CGGACUGAAGCCGCUUUCAUUCUCUUUGGGAACGUACGGAUUUAGCCGGGGGGUGGGCACCGUGCAAAGUGCUUUGAGGGCAUGUGGAGUCUGGCUGCAGCAUGUUAAAGGGGCGCUUUUAUUUCCUGUAAACUCUGCAGGAGCGUUCCGAUCACCAGCCGCCAGAGCCGCACAGACACCACUUCCUCCCGUUUGUUGCCCACCACUGACAGAGUGCCACCCACAGCUGAUCGCCGCGUCGGAAACUUCACUUUCAAGCAGGUUCGGAUGUGGCAAGCAAACUGCAGACGGAUGCAUAAUUUAGCAGACUGGAUUUCCGGGACCGUGAUGGGAGGCUGUGUUGGGAGAAGCAGGAUGGAUGGGCAAGGGAGUGCCCGAAGCUCGGCAGGGAGCAAAAAACGUGGAGCACGAAAUGAGCCUUUAAAAAAGGAGCGUCCAAAAUGGAAGAGUGAGUACCCGAUGACAGAAGGCCAGCUGAGGAGUAAGAGGGAUGAGUUUUGGGAUACGGCACCAGCCUUUGACGGACGGAAAGAGAUCUGGGACGCUCUGAGAGCAGCAGCCCUGGCUGUGGAGUGCAAUGACCUUGAGCUGGCACAGGCGAUAGUGGAUGGAGCCUGCAUUACUCUGCCGCAUGGCUCUCUCACAGAGAGUUAUGAUGAACUGGGAAACCGCUACCAGCUCCCGGCGUACACUUUAGCUCCACCUGUCAACCUCAUCACUGAAACAUCCAGCGAUGGCAAAUUGUUAGAAUCCACACAAAAGCAAGCUCAACCACAGCCGUGCAGGGAAGAGUUCCAGCUACGGGUGCGAUUAUCAACAGGAAAGGAUGUGCGUCUGACAGCCAGCUUGGCGGACUCUAUCGCUGAGCUAAAGAAACAAUUGGAAGAACAGGAGGACAUUGAAAUGACCCGUCAGAGGUGGUUCUUCUCAGGGAAGCUUCUGACUGACAAGACUCGUCUGCAAGAUGCAAAGAUCCAGAAGGACUUUGUUGUCCAAGUGAUCGUGAACGUGAAUUCCUCAGUUAUAACUAACUGAGCCAACAGAGGGAGGAGAUGAAAUGAAGAAAAGAUAAAAGACGUGCCAGACAGGGCUGCAGGAGUAGGGCAUGAAAUCCGUUUUCAGCUGGUACUGCAGUUUAAGUUUGUGUACAUUUUUAUAUAAGAUAUUAUUGCUUUUAUAUUGCUCCUUUUUCUAUUUUUCCUUUUUUCCAAAUAAAGUAAGAAUAUAAAAAAGCACUGAAACACUUUAGAGUUUAGGUAGAGCCCUGUGAUGCACUUUUGACUUUCUGUUUGUGGAAACCUUGACUUGCAGCUCUGCCAUUUAUUUGGCUUCUCUCCUUGUUAUGUCUGUUUGUACUUGUGCUCAUUGAGGAAUUCACCUGAGGGUCCAUAUAAGGAAAAUCUACUUUCUUUUUCUUUCUGACUUUCUUUUUUGAGAAUUGGAAAGAACAUAUAAUUAUAAAUAUCAGAUUAAGUGUGUGUUGUUUGAUCAUGUAACUGUGUGAACAGUGCAUUUGCAGCUCAAAACAUGUAUACUUAUGACCAAGAAGUGGAAUGUACCUAAUGAAAGCACCUUUGGAAAAGGUAGUAAGAAAUAAUCAGGUCUGAAUGAAUUUAUUCACUCCAAACAACUGUUCAAAUAUACUGUAGUUUAUUGUACAAAAUUAUCCCCACUGUACCUGCAAAAAAUGAAUAAAUAAUUUAAAUUUAAAGGG
Molecule: messenger RNA, 1714 nt
Organism: Menidia menidia (Atlantic silverside)
Lineage: Eukaryota; Metazoa; Chordata; Actinopteri; Atheriniformes; Atherinopsidae
Source: the annotation of a GenBank genome assembly